AUGACGCUCCGAAGACCAGCUGCUCACCUGCCGAUGGGCUGGAGGAGAUCUGGAGACGAGUACCACUGGGAAACCCAAAGCUCUAAGGGUGAGAGCUUUUCAUCCGUCAACCGCAAAACCCCCCGGCCUCACAGUGCCAUCGAGGGUAGACAGGUGGACGGUUGGCUGCGGCAACUCCAUAGGAUGCAGGGCGACAGUAAUCGGGCUCCGGUGUUCUGCGAUAAGGAACCAAGCGAUCAGAACCGGAGACCGUACAGGACUCCGUCCUUCAGCGGUGUCUCAUCUUCCUGUGGCAGUAUGACAGGGAGUUCAACAGGCAGCCGGGAGUCCCUGCAAAGUGAGUUCCUUGCCCCGGUGCAACGCAGGGGAAGUCUGGAAAGGGUUCAUAUCUCACAGACCCCAAAGAAGGAGCAGUCUCAACUCAGUUACGUUGUACCUGUUAAAACCGGGUGGCUUCCGAUUCAAAGAAUCAUGAAGGUGGAGGAUUCAAAGGACCAAAGACGAAUUGUUUCACCAAUUUCUGCUGCCCAGGUGACGGACAAUGAGCCGCAAAAACCUGGAAUCUGGCAAGCGCUGAGAAGAGGCUGGAACAGUAACAGGGUCUCAGGGACUCGGUCCAGUCAACCCUCUACAGUGAUCUCGUCGGACCCCCAUUGGGACGUCCCUGUGAACAGAACAACUACAAAAGAGCCUCCACACAGUCUGCUAAGAACUUCUACUGAGUAUGGCAGACCUGAGUCUGUGCAGCGAGCGUUCUGUCUGUCUCCUGACCACCAUAGAGAGGCAAUCCGGUUAGAGGAACCCUCAUUUCGUAGUCCACCGGCAACUUCCCCAGAACACAAGGUGCUCGAUCCCUUCCAGAGGGCGAGCCCCGGACUGCCAGUGACACCUCCCUUCCAGCCGUACAGACGCCACAGUUUAGAACCGUCGCACAUCCAGACCACGUCCACCGCAACUACUCUCGUCCCUCGCAACAAAGUAGGCUUCUCUUCCAUCACCAUCUCCAGCCGGAAAGUCAGCCGUUCGGCAAGUCUUAACACAUCAGAUAGACCUUCUGGCUACACUUCCAACUCGCUGAACGCUGAGGCCAUGGAGCCGAGGAAGGCCACUAUCGUCAAAGUGACUGAGCAGAGGACCACAGUCUGGCCUACGCCUGUAGUCCUCCAAAGAAAGCCCGCAAUUAUCAAAGUGACUGAGCAUAAGGAAAGCUACAGUCCGGGGACUCGGUAUAUGGUGGAUGGCAAGGAAAACGGGACAUGGAAGCAACCGGAAAAAACGAGUUUUGUCAGGGCUGGGACUGAGCCAGUACAAAAUGGUGAGCCUGCUCCUGCUGAGCUCUCUGGACAAGAAUCCAAAAGACCUGCUGUCAGGAAAUUGAGCUUGGGCUUCCAGGAGACCCUCCAACAUCCCACAAAGAAAAAGCACCAGGAGUCUUUUCCCACCAGAUGGAGUUCCACUCCAUGCCUCACCCUCAUCCAAACUCCGGACCCUCACCAGUCUCCAGAGGAAGUCCUGGCCCUUAACGCAGCAGCCAUCAUCGCAAAUAUCAAACUCCAAAGGCAGCUCAGUAAGAAGAAACCAACGCACUGUAAUUCGGCAGGGGAAUCCUCCACCUCCCCUCAGGGAAAUACAGCGGCAACAAAUGGGGGAAAACUGCAAAAUGGUGAUCUAUGCCGGGAUGAGCCUGGUGCAGAACCUGCCUCAUCUACUGUGGACUUCCUCAGAGCUCGUCACACGGUCUCUCUCCAGGAAGCGCUUCGGAAGUCCCGACCACGCUUCAUCGCUCGCUCCCAGGAGCGCGUGCAGAAGAUGGAAAGGAGGGCCCAGGAGAGGAGGGAGCGCUCCAGAGAAGGCCCGCAAAGCAAAAGAGCAUCUCAACAACAGGCCCGCUCCGUCAAUCAUAAUUUGUCCAAAUCCAGAGAGGGAGCCAAGGAGCUCAAAUCAAAUCGGCCGCAAACAGAAGCGAAGAGGCGAAAGGAUGAAGAGAAGAAGAAGAAGGAGGCCUGUUUGAGCAAUAGACAGCGAGUGGAGCUCUUCAAAAAGGUGGGUCCCACGCUUUUCUAUAUGGUGGGACUCCUGGGACAGGGCCUCCUCUUCAUCUUGGCUGUUGGUUCCGGGGGUUGGGGGAUUGGAGCUCCAGUCCUGCCUCGCCACAUGGCGGCCUCUCAGCCAGUGAGUUGGGGCAUUCAAGAAAGACCCACUGCCAGGCAGAAACAUUACGGGACUACAGUACCGCUUCAACUGGUUGGACAAGACUGGAAACCAAUACACCAGCUCCAAUCGCAGAGUCACCCGAUGUCGCUCAAGUUGUUGAUUGAGGCGGAAGGUGAACAGCUGCUUUUGACACUGCGGAAAAACGAGGCUCUGUUUGCAAGCAACUAUAAAGAAACUCAUUAUCUGCAAGAUGGCACUGCGGUUAUAAGGACACACAACUCCAUGGCUCACUGCUACUACCACGGUGAGGUGGAACAUCACCCUGACUCUGAUGUUAGCAUCAGUACAUGCAACUCUAUGCUCAAGGGUUUAAUUUCGUUGGACGGCCGCGCUUACGUGGUGGAACCUGCGGGUCGCGGGACCAACGGUACUCACUGGAUCUACGAGACGCGACACCUUCGUUUGGCUAGCGGCAACUGCGGACAUCGUUUUAACACGACGGAGGACGUCACACCGCCAUACCGAAAUCCGUUCCAAUCCUUCAGAACCAGGCACAAGCGUCACAUUCAAACGACCACCAAAUACGUGGAACUGAUCAUCGUGGCUGACAACCGGGAGUUUCAGAAGCAAGGCAAGGACGUGGAGAAAGUCAAGCAGCGUCUGGCCGAGAUUGCCAAUUACGUUGACAAGUUCUACAGAGCUUUAAAUAUCCGUGUGGCUCUAGUGGGCCUAGAAGUGUGGAGCGACGUGGACAAGUGUCCCGUCACGCAGGACCCUUUCACCACCCUUCACGAGUUUUUGGACUGGAGGAAGGUUAAGCUGCUGCCUCGGAAGCCGCAUGACAACGCACAGCUUAUCAGCGGCGUGUACUUCCAAGGUACCACCAUUGGCAUGGCGCCCAUCAUGAGCAUGUGCACAGCGGAGCAGUCUGGAGGAAUCGUCAUGGAUCAUUCAGACAACCCGCUAGGCGCCGCCGUCACGCUAGCUCACGAGCUGGGUCACAAUUUCGGAAUGAACCACGACACGCCGGAACGUGGGUGCGGCUGCCGGGUGACGGCGGAACGCGGCGGCUGCAUCAUGACUCCUUCCACCGGGUAUCCCUUCCCUACCGUGUUCAGCAGCUGUAGCAAGAAGGACUUGUUAGCUAGCUUGGAUAAGGGGGUGGGCAUGUGUCUGUUCAACAUGCCUGAAGUCAAGGUUCUCUACGGCGGGCAGAAGUGCGGCAACGGCUACGUGGAAGAAGGAGAAGAGUGUGACUGCGGGGAACCCGAGGAAUGCCUGAAUCCCUGCUGCAACGCUACCACCUGCACCCUAAAGGGCGAUGCCGUUUGCGCACACGGUCAAUGCUGCCACGACUGCCAGCUGAAGCCUGCAGGAACUCCCUGCCGUGAAUCGGGCAACUCGUGCGACCUGCCCGAGUUUUGCACGGGUGGCGGCCCUCACUGCCCGGCCAACGUCUACUUGCACGACGGACAUGCCUGCAGCGGCGUGGACGGUUAUUGCUACAACGGCGUGUGUCAGACGCACGAGCAACAGUGCGUGACACUCUGGGGGCAAGGUGCCAAGGCAGCGCCCGGCAUUUGUUUCGAGAGGGUCAACUCGGCAGGCGAUCCUUACGGGAACUGCGGCAAAGACGCCAAAGGAUCCUUCGCCAAAUGUGAAGCGAGGGACGCCCAGUGCGGCAAAAUCCAAUGCCAAGGUGGCGCCAACCGCCCCGUCAUCGGCACCAACGCCGUCUCCAUAGAAACCAACAUUCCCUUGCAGGAAGGUGGCAGGAUUCUGUGCCGCGGCACGCACGUCUACCUGGGCGAUGACAUGCCUGACCCCGGUCUGGUGCUGACGGGUACCAAGUGCAGUGACGGAAUGAUGUGCCUGAACCGCCGGUGCCAGAACGUCAGUGUUUUCGGCGUGCACGAGUGCGCCGCCAAGUGCAACGGGCGAGGGGUGUGCAACAACAAUAAAAACUGUCACUGCGAGGCUCACCGCGCACCUCCUUUCUGCGACAUGUCCGGUAUGGGGGGCAGCGUGGACAGCGGUCCUGUCCGACUGGCAGACGGCAUCCGAGUGACUGUAGGUGUCCUGGCGUUGCUGCUUAUCGCGGUGGGCUUCGCCGUGGUAGUGUACUUUAAGCGAAAAAAUCUCCGAGGGGCGCUCUUCAGUGCCAAAAAGGAUCCUACUGACAAGCUAAGGUCCGUAAGUGCCUCAACGGCCCUGGCGACCACUCCCAAGCGGCAUCAACCUGCGACCGUGACGUCCCCUUCUCGGCCCGCGCCGCCGCUACCCCACAGCGCCACCAUUUUUAAGCCGCCUGGAGGCCGGCCGCAGGCGCAGUUGCCACCGCCGUACCCGUCGCACCUGCGGCGAUUGCCCCAGUGCCAGCCGCUCUCGGUCAGCGUGUCCAUCGCCACGGCGCCGCCGCCAGCGCCGCCUCCUCAUCUUCAUGCUCAUCCUCACGUCCACAUGGCGGUGGCAAGGACAGCCGCGGCCAUCCGCGGGGCUCCAUGUCUGAACGCUUGUAGGGUGGAAACCGAGCGGCCCGGCCCCCCUCAGAAGCCUCUGCCCGCGGACCCCCGGGUCUCUCACACCGCACCAAGACCUGUGCGCCCCCACCCGGGUGCCAAAAGCAUAGCCAAGCAGCCCCCCACGCUACCCAAGCCCCGCGUCGUCGCCAACGUCAAGUACAGCAGAUGA
Messenger RNA from Nerophis lumbriciformis (worm pipefish), 4845 nucleotides. The record is from RefSeq and is a predicted model, not a curated record. Lineage: Eukaryota; Metazoa; Chordata; Actinopteri; Syngnathiformes; Syngnathidae.